This is a messenger RNA of Rhagoletis zephyria (snowberry fruit fly), 918 nucleotides long. The record is from RefSeq and is a predicted model, not a curated record. Lineage: Eukaryota; Metazoa; Arthropoda; Insecta; Diptera; Tephritidae.
AAAGAGGAUAUGGUCCUGCUGGACGGUGGCCUCUUCCUGAUGGGCACCAACGAUCCGGUGAUCGCCGCGGAUGGUGAGGCACCUGAGCGGCCCGUCCACCUGUCGCCCUUUUGGAUGGACGUGCACGAGGUGAGCGUCCAGAGGUUUGCUGACUUUGUCAAGAAGAGUGGAUACAAAACGGAAGCGGAACUCUUUGGCAACUCCUUUGUCUUGGAGGGGAUGGCCAGUGAGGCGGUCAGGAAGAAUACUUCUCAGGCGGUGGCCGGCGCCGAGUGGUGGCUCCCGGUGGCGGGCGCCAGCUGGGCCGCCCCCGAGGGCCCCGACUCUUCGGCCCUAGCCAGUGAGGAGCGGCGGGGCCACCCAGUGACGCACGUGUCGUGGAAUGACGCCCAGGCGUACUGCGCCUCGCUGGGCCGGCGCCUGCCCACUGAGGCAGAGUGGGAGUACGCCUGUCGGGGCUCACUGGGUGGGCGCCUCUUUCCCUGGGGCAACGCCCCCACGCCCAAGGGACGGCACUACAUGAACAUUUGGCAGGGCGAGUUUCCGAAUCGUAAUUCAGGAGAGGACGGCUACGUGGGCACGGCGCCGGUCACCGCCUUUCCCGCCAACAGGUUUGGCCUGAAGAACAUGGUCGGCAAUGUCUGGGAAUGGACGGCCGAUUAUUGGAGUACGAAUCACCCUGAAUCAGCCGGAAAUGGAAAUAGCUCUCCACUGCGCAAUCCCACCGGCCCCGCCUCGGGCACUGAUCGCGUGAAGAAGGGCGGCUCUUUUAUGUGCCACCAGUCGUACUGCUACCGCUACCGAUGUGCCGCCCGCAGUUCCAACACUCCGGACACUUCGGCGGCCAAUGUGGGCUUUCGCUGUGCUGCUGAUGUUGCUGCUGAUGCUGAAUCCUCUUCAGAGGACAUCNAAAAAUGA